Messenger RNA from Prionailurus viverrinus (fishing cat), 4228 nucleotides. RefSeq names its product family with sequence similarity 118 member A (gene SIRAL2). NCBI's taxonomy places the organism in Eukaryota, Metazoa, Chordata, Mammalia, Carnivora, Felidae. The coding region runs from base 1943 to 3019 and encodes 358 amino acids. The transcript is spliced from 9 exons. The record is from RefSeq and is a predicted model, not a curated record.
CAGGCGGUGCCCAGGGUAGUGCAGAGUUAUGGGCCAUGAGCCAGCGGUGAGUGUAGAGCGGGCCCCUGACUCCUUGGGGGGCCUUCACCAGGUCACUCCCUCUGAGUCUCCAUUUCCGCUUCUCUGAGACGAGGGCAUCUGGCAUCCCGUACCUUUCGGAUCCCUCCGUAAUGUUGCAUUUCACUAGAGGUGGACUUUCUAGAACGUCUCUUCUUUUUGUUGGGUUGGAGACAUGCUGGGGGUUUGGCCUGCCCUUGGCCUUGGCACUGGUGUGUCUUCACCAUUAUUGGCUUAUUAUGAAGUAGCACAUCUGUUUGAGUUAAUUCGACGUGUCCCAUCUGAUGAUGGACAAACUCAAACAGCCAACACGUGAUUAGUUGGCGGGGUGCCCGGCAAAAUGUCAGGUAUAUUUGCUGUUCUGGACCACACUCGUGUUAGGAGAAAACAUCAUGGUGACUGGCCUCUUAGAAGGGUUUAAUGUCAGCCUUGGCCGGAUGAGAUGUAAGAGAAAUAGCUACUUCAAGGGGUUAUUGGGAGGAUUAAGUGAGAAAAUGCAUGCAAAGUGCUUGGUACUUUCCCCCGAAUCUCAUACGGGAACAAAAAAUGUCAGUAACAAAUGUGGUUUUUGGACUAAACUGUGACUUUUAUGUUUUUUAUUGGUGGGGGGUUUUGUUGUUUUCUUGGUUUGGGAAGUUUUGCCCAGUUUAUGCCCAAGCAACUCCGGAGGCGUGGUUCAUUUAUAACUGGUAAAAAUAAGCAUUUUUUUUUUUUCCCCUGUCGGAAUUGAUUUUGACUGAACUUUAGAAAGUGAUGGGUUAAGUGUCAUGUGUUCAAAUUAAGGUUCAAAUUAAGUGUCAUGUGUUCUGUAAAGUGAAGAAAAACAGUUCGUCCUGGAGAUCCCCUAUUAGGGGUGGCUGGGACGAAGUUUAAGCUGCACUGUGGGCAAAUUAGGGUGUGGUUGUGCUCCCGCCCUGGCACAGUGGCCCUGGCACAGUGGUGUCGCGGAAAUAAGCUGCCCGAGGCUGGGGGAGGUGAGCCGGCCGGUAGCGGCGCCCCCUUUCAGGUUGAGUGAGAACCUUUUCGGAUGUUUGACUCACCUGGAGUUUUCACAGCCACCCAACCGCUGGUGUGGCUGGUGGAUUCCCAGGUGACAGACUUGGAAACCGAGGCGCAGAGAGCUCUCCCGGCCGGGACGCGGCGGUGUUUUCUCGACUCCGGGUCUUGUGUUUUCUCCGUGGUGCCUCCAGCGCUGCCUUCUGUCGGGAGUCGUAGUUUCGGGUCCGGGCCUCUCUCUGCGGUUCCGGAAGCUCGGUUGUUACCCGUUUGCACCUUGUUUCCGGAUCAGGUGACCUCGUCGGCUCAUCCGACUCUCUGGCAGUUUGUUUCUCACCCCCCGGGUGACUCAUUUGUGGUUAGAAGCGUGGCUGUCAGCAGUACUUGAAAGCUUGGGCUCUUCUUACCCGGUGAUUUGUGCUUCUGUGGCCCCCGCCCCCGGGUCUGCGUGGGAAGCCGGGCUGCCCUGAAGAAGGCGGUUUGUGGGAGUCCCGUCGGAGUGGGAGAGGACAGCGGUGACCACGGGUGUCCGUGCCGGGAGCUGUGGGAACUGCCGUGGGACGCUGCUAGGUGGGAAGUGCUCGCUUCGGGGCUCCCGGGCUCUCAGACCCGCCUUGGUGCGGCCAGAGUGCAACAGGUGGCUCUUGGCCUCCUUGUAGGACGUCCCGGUCUUCAGGAACCACGCUGGCUCCACGGAUAGGACUUAUCCUUGCACAGUGGACCCCUGAACCACACGCGUUUGGACUCUGCGGGCCCAUUCGCCUGCAGCCUGUUUUCAGUAAAUAUAUCGGAACAUCUUUUUUUCGAGUUGUGAGUCUGUGAGUUGAAAGAACACAGGCAAGCCGCAGAGCCUAGAACUGUCACAAGAACUCAGAACAAGGAUUUACAGAUGGAUCCAGUGGAAAAGACCACAAACAGAAGUGAACAAAAAUCCAGCAGAAAGUUUUUAAAAAGCCUCAUCCGGAAGCAGCCCCAGGAGCUGCUCCUGGUCAUCGGGACGGGCGUCAGCGCCGCGGUGGCCCCGGGAAUCCGCGCCCUCUGCUCGUGGCGGAGCUGCAUCGAGGCCGUCAUCGAGGCCGCCGAGCAGCUCGAGGUGCUUCACCCCGGGGACGUCGCGGAGUUCCGCAGGAAGGUGAUGAAGGACCGGGACCUGCUGGUCGUCGCCCACGACCUGAUCCGGAAGAUGUCGCCUCGUACAGGUGACACCAAGCCCAACUUCUUCCAGGACUGCCUGAUGGAGGUUUUCGACAACCUGGAACACCACAUCCAGAACCCGCUGGUGUUGCAGUCCGUCCUCAGCCUGAUGGACAGGGGCACGAUGGUCCUCACCACCAACUACGACAACCUGCUGGAGAUUUUCGGGCAGCAGCAGAGCAAGCCCAUGGAGUCCCUGGACUUGAAGGACAAGACUAAGGUCCUUCAGUGGGCGCGAGGGCACAUCAAAUACGGAGUUCUCCACAUUCACGGCUUGUACACCGAUCCCUGCGGGAUGGUCCUGGAUCCGUCGGGGUACAAAGAUGUUACUCAAGACCCGGAAGUCAUGGAGGUGCUCCAGAACCUGUACCGCACCAAGUCCUUCCUGUUCGUGGGCUGCGGAGAGACCCUGCGGGACCAGAUAUUCCAGGCUCUCUUCCUCUACUCGGUGCCCAACAAGGUGGAGCUGGAGCACUACAUGCUGGUGCUCAAGGAGGACGAGGACCACUUCUUCAAGCAUCAAGCGGACAUGCUUCUGCACGGGAUCAAGGUCGUGUCGUACGGGGACUGUUUUGACUAUUUUCCCGGAUACGUGCAGGACCUCGCCUCUCAGAUCUGCAGGCAGCGCAGCCCAGAUGCUGACCGAGUGGACAGCACCACGCUGUUGGGUAACGCGUGUCAGGACUGCGCGAAGAGAAAGCUGGAAGAGAACGGGAUUGAAGAUUCCAAGAGGCCCCGACGGUCCGAUGCAGACGAUGCCGGAGGGUCUUGAAAUCUUUAAAACCGCCAAAACCUGCCACUUGAAGACCAGCCUUGUGUAACCGCAGUGCCGUAACCUAAGCAACGAGGAAUGUUCAGAGAACUCCGUGUGGCAUCUCUCGCUCCAAAACCAUCCUACACCCCGGGAGAGCCGUGCGGGCGCCUCGGAGGCCGGCUGCAAGUUCCACCCUGUGGUUUGCGCGUUCGGGAGGUAGAGCCUCACACGGGCCCCGACGGACGGCUACCUCAGGGACCGGCGUGGUGGGAGGGAGACCGGACUCCUGGCUUCUGCCCGACGGGCCCCCUUCAUCAAGGUGGUUUUUCUAGUAAAAAGGGGAGGGUGAGGACUGUCCAAGCAACAGUAGUUGCCAAAGAGGAAAAAAAAAAAAAAAAAAAGACACUUACGAUUUUUACGUGGAAACGUGUUACUGUAGAAAAAAAUUCAAAGUACGGUGGUUGCGUUGUUCGCUAGGAAAGAACGAGCGGGUGCUUGUUUGAGGCACCGAGCCUGCUGCUGUGAGAGUGGUCGGUGUUGAAGAGGAAAGGCCAGCUGAGUGGGGUCGCUUUGGAAUUCCCUAAUUUUGGUGACUUCGGCUCCAAGGAGCGGCAGGGCCCAACUGGCCGCGGAGCCCCGGAGCCCCAGGGCCUUUGCACGAGCGCAGCUCGGCGCCACACAAGUCGGUGUUGCGACGGGCGCCUGAGAAAUGACCAGUGGAGCGCGAGACCAAGUUUGCAGCUUUUAGUUAGAAUAGAAAUCCCACGUUUUCGGAGUCUUUAUUCUAUGGGGGAAGGUCCAGCCUUUCUGUUCUUAUCUCUUAUAAGUGUCUCCCCAGGGCCCAUUUGGGGUUUGCCUGGAAUGAGGUGGGCAGACCUUGUCAGGGGCGUUGGGGUUCACGCAGGCAGGAGAGCACCACGCUGGGGGCAGGGCUCACGCCCAACGGUGGCCAUGGCGGUGACCCUGGGACCCUGCUUGGUUUCCUCCCAGAGGCUGCCUAUUUUGGAUGUGCUGUCCUUGCCAAAUUCCAUGAUGCUCCCCAUUGAUGGCGCUGGCCCCCUACCCUCCCCCCCGGUACAGAGAAAGUUAAGAACAAGAAACAUAAGGUUGGAACAUGUUGCAAGUGAGAGAUAAGCCAGAGACCUGCUUGAGACACUUUUUUUUCUCUUUUUGAAGCAUGAAAAAUCUCUUAUGUUACUCUGGUCAUAAAUAAAAUUUUAACCUCGA